AUGAGACUCCUCGGCACCUUCAAGGCAUUGGGCGUGGCCCUGCUCGCCACCACGGCUUCUGCUGUGUCGAUUGCGCCCCGGCAAGAAGCAGCCGCCCUCGACCUCACCAGUCUCGCCAUCCUGACCAAGGCUGCCGACACCCAGGUCCAGACCACCAUCAACAACAAGCAGAACCUGCUCAAGGGUCAGCCGCGUGCCAUUGCCCGCGCUGUCCGUCAGCUCGUGACGCCCUUCGUCUGGCCCAAUUCGACCUACUACCACGAUGAGAGCCUGCUGCCGCACAUUGAGGAGAUGAUGGCUGCCCUGACCAAGCGCCAACACUGCGAUGGUACCUACAGCGUCGGCAACCGCCACUCCCCGCCCGACACGGGCUUCCUGAUCGAGGACUUUGGCAUCAUGGUUCGCAUCCUCGAGAAGGACGACCAUGAUAACUCGCAAGCCAUCGCUGAUGAGAUCCGAGCCAUCCUCGUCAAGGCGGGGCCCGGCCUUGCCAAGGGCGGUAUUCACACCCCCAACCACCGGUGGAAGAUCUGCGCCGCCCUGGCCCGCAUCUCCACCAUUACCGGUGACGAGAGCCUGAUCAAGCGCAUCGACGAGUGGCUCGCCGAGGGCAUCGACAUUGAUGCGGACGGCAUCUACUCGGAGCGCAGCCCCAACUACUAUUCGGCCGUCUCCAACCCCUCACUCCUGACCGUGGCCCGCGAGCUCAACUACACCGACCUCAUCCCCUUCGUCCGCAAGAACCUCGAACUCUCCAUUGAGCAUGCUGAGCCCAAUGGCGAGAUCGAGACCAUCCAGAGCCGCCGUCAGGACCAGACACAGCCGGUGGGUGACAAUAUGCAGAACUUCUACACGCAGUUCCGCGAGCUGGCCAUCCUCGACAAGAACGGCCGUUUCGCCGCCAUGGCGCGCCUCAUCGAGGAGCGCCUCGGCGCCAGGCUCGGUGACUUCCUCAGCGACCUCAUCGAGCGCCCCGAGCUGGCCGUCAAGCUGCCCGAGCCCGAGAGCCCCUUUGUCGACUUCGAGAAGCACUACGCCACCGCCGGCCUCGUCCGUGCACGCCGCGGCAAGCUGACCGUCGCGGCCUUUGGCGGCUCGGACUGGUACGCCGACGGCAAGCAGACUGAGUUCUACAACCGCUUCGGCUCCGGUCUCUCGACGAACCCCACGCUGUUUCGCGCCUGGAACGGCAAUCUCGCGCUCGAGGGCCUGCGUUUCGUGCCCAACUUCUUCACCAUGGGCCACUUCCGGUCCAACGGUAUCAAGUACGACAGCGACGGCACCAUCAGGCUCGGCAGCGAGAUGGAGGUCCCCUACUACUUGCCCAUGCCCGCCGACCAGCGCGACGAGAACGGUGUGUACGCGCUCGGCCGGUCCGUCGCCGAUGGCCGGUUCUACGCCAUGCUCGACUUUGCCAACCGCCCCACCAGCAUGCGCCGCCUCAAGACGGACGUGACCAUUUCGCCCACCAAGGCCGGCUACGAUAUUGCGUUUGAGGUGACGGGCGAGCAGGACGUCGAGCUGACGUUUGAGCUCACGUUCCGCGGCAACGGCACCUUCAAGGGCGUCAAGGAGCUGACCAACGUCGACGGCGUCAAGACGACGCACCUCGUCGAGGGCACGGGCGAGUACAGCGUCGGCAACGACAAGAUCACCUUUGGUCCGGGCAUCGGCGAGGGCCUGAUUGUGGCCGACGGCGGCGAGCAGUACAGCUGGCACGCGGGCGCCCUCGUGCUCAAGGGGCAAAAGGUGUACAUUACCGGCACGUCGCCGCUGAAGUACACCCUUAACCUGGGCUUCUCUUAG
Messenger RNA from Verticillium dahliae VdLs.17, 1806 nucleotides. RefSeq lists its product as uncharacterized. Lineage: Eukaryota; Fungi; Ascomycota; Sordariomycetes; Glomerellales; Plectosphaerellaceae. The transcript has a single exon. The coding region runs from base 1 to 1806 and encodes 601 amino acids. The record is from RefSeq and is a predicted model, not a curated record.